AGGCUCUUGGCUGGGUACCCAACUCUCCUGCAGUCCAGACUUCUCUUUCUCUUUCCCCUGCCCAUGGUGGGUGCUGUUGGUGAGGAAAUUCACCCCAGAAAGCUCAAGCUCAGAACCUGCGCGAUCCGCACACCCCCGGAGGCGGCAGGUCUCGGGCAGCCCGGGAGCGCGCGUCUACGCGGCCGCGCGGGGUCCCCCUGUCUGGCGCUCAGGUGGCUUCGCCGCCCACUCCGCCGCUCCCUUCCCCUCCCCUCUCCCAGCGAGGGUCGAGUUCGGCUGUUGCGCGCGGGGAAGGAAGGAGGGGCUACGAGGGAUUUGAAAGUGCUCAGGCUGCGGAGUGGAGCUCGCUUCUGUCCCCGCCGCCCGCGAGCGGAUUAAAUUUCUGCAAAUUCAAACUGAAUGGGGCUUUCUUCUGCUGCCUUCCAGAGGGCGCCUGCAGCCCGCCGCGCGCUCCUCUCCGGCGGGAGCGGCCCCGGGAAGCACCGCUGACGACCGGGCGGGCCAGAGGGCGGCGGCGCCCGGGCUUGGGGGACUCCGUCACCGGACCGUGCCCCUCUCCGACCAGAAGCCGCUCUCUCUCACGCCCGAUCCGGGCACCAGACGGGACCGCGGGCGCGAUCUGGGCGAUCAAUCCUCCGAGGACGAACUUCUCGGGGGCGGGUCCCCGGUCGCCCCGUCGCCAGCUAUUGUCUGCGCGCGGCGCUAGCACGGAGGCGCGGGGGGCGUGAGCGCGGAGACCCGGGCCGGGCGGGGCCGGGUCCAGGGCGGCGGCAGGAGGAGCCAGGGCAGCUCCGGGAGCCGGAGGAGGAGCGGCUGCGAGCGCGGGAGCCGAGCGAGCGCUAUGCCUGCAGCGGCGGGGGACGGGCUCUUGGGCGAGCCGGCGGCGCCGGGGGGCGAUGGAGGCGCGGAGGACUCGGCCAGGCCGGCGGCGGCCUGCGAGGGAAGUUUCCUGCCCGCCUGGGUGAGCGGCGUGUCCCGCGAGCGGCUCCGGGACUUCCAGCACCACAAGCGCGUGGGCAACUACCUCAUCGGCAGCAGGAAGCUGGGAGAGGGCUCCUUCGCCAAGGUGCGCGAGGGGCUGCACGUGCUGACCGGAGAGAAGGUAGCCAUCAAGGUCAUCGAUAAGAAAAGAGCCAAAAAAGACACCUACGUUACCAAAAACCUGCGUCGAGAGGGGCAGAUCCAGCAGAUGAUCCGACACCCCAACAUCACACAGCUCCUGGACAUCCUGGAGACAGAGAAUAGCUACUACCUGGUCAUGGAGCUGUGCCCCGGGGGUAACCUCAUGCACAAGAUCUACGAGAAGAAGCGGCUGGAUGAAGCAGAGGCCCGCAGAUACAUCCGGCAACUCAUCUCUGCGGUGGAGCACCUGCACCGUGUCGGGGUGGUCCACAGAGACUUGAAGAUAGAGAAUUUGCUACUAGAUGAAGACAACAACAUCAAGCUGAUUGACUUUGGUUUGAGCAACUGUGCGGGGAUCCUGGGUUACUCGGACCCGUUCAGCACCCAGUGUGGCAGCCCUGCCUAUGCUGCGCCGGAACUGCUUGCCAGGAAGAAAUAUGGUCCCAAAAUUGAUGUCUGGUCAAUAGGUGUGAACAUGUACGCCAUGCUGACCGGGACCCUGCCUUUCACCGUGGAGCCUUUCAGCUUGAGGGCUCUGUACCAGAAGAUGGUGGACAAAGAAAUGAACCCCCUCCCGACCCAGCUCUCCACAGGGGCCAUCAGCUUUCUGCGUUCUCUCCUGGAACCAGACCCCGCGAAGAGGCCAAACAUCCAGCAAGCGCUGGCCAAUCGCUGGCUGAAUGAGAAUUACACUGGGAAGGUGCCCUGCAACGUCACCUACCCCAACAGGAUUUCUCUGGAAGACCUGAGUCCCAGCGUGGUGCUGCACAUGACUGAAAAGCUGGGCUACAAGAACAGUGAUGUCAUCAACACGGUGCUCUCCAACCGUGCCUGCCACAUCCUGGCUAUCUACUUCCUGUUGAACAAGAAACUCGAGCGCUAUCUGUCAGGGAAAUCAGACAUUCAAGAUAGCAUCUGCUACAAGACCCAGCUCUACCAGAUAGAGAAGUGCAGAGCCACCAAGGAGCCCUAUGAGGCCUCCCUGGAUACCUGGACAAGGGACUUUGAGUUCCAUGCUGUGCAGGACAAGAAGCCCAAAGAACAAGAAAAAAGAGGUGAUUUUCUUCAUCGCCCGUUUUCCAAGAAGUUGGACAAGAACCUGCCUUCUCACAAACAGCCGUCACCCUCCCUGAUCACACAGAUUCAGAACACCAAAGCCCUGCUCAGAGACCGGAAGGCCUCCAAGUCAGGCUUCCCCGACAAAGAUUCCUUCGGCUGCCGCAAUCUUUUUCGAAAAACCUCUGAUUCCAAUUGCGUGACUUCUUCUUCCAUGGAAUUCAUCCCUGUCCCACCUCCCAGGACACCAAGGAUUGUAAAGAAACUAGAGCCACACCAGCCAGGGCCGGCAAGUGCCAGCAUCGUCCCCAAGGAAGAGCCCCUACUGCUGGAUAUGGUCCGCUCCUUUGAGUCCGUGGAUCGAGAGGACCACAUAGAACUGCUGUCUCCUUCCCACCAUUAUAGGAUCCUGAGCUCACCUGUGAGCCUGGCUCGUAGGAAUUCUAGUGAGAGGACACUCUCCCCGGGGCUGCUGUCUGGAAGCACAUCACCUCUCCAAACUCCACUGCAUUCCACGCUGGUCUCUUUUGCCCACGAAGAAAAGAACAGCCCUCCGAAAGAGGAGGGUGUGUGCUCACCACCUCCGGUUCCCAGCAAUGGCCUCCUGCAGCCUCUGGGGAGCCCCAACUGUGUGAAAAGCAGGGGAAGGUUCCCCAUGAUGGGCAUUGGACAGAUGCUCAGGAAGAGGCACCAGAGCCUGCAGCCUUCCUCAGACAGGGCCCUGGAGGCCAGCAUGUCCCCUCUGCAGCCCACGGCCCCCUCCAGCCUCUCCUUUGACAUGGCCGAUGGUGUCAAGGGCCAGUGUUAACCUGUGAUGGCAAGAAUCUGGGUCUCUGUGAGUUCAGCCAUGGAACAGAGCCCCACACACGCACCAGGGCAUGAAUGAACGCUCUCACAGGAGCAUCCUUUAUUCUUUUAGUCCUGUAGCUCAUAGCAGCUAAACUCCACAGACUCAGUCCACACGCUCACUUAGGGACCCCCUGACAAACUGAGACUUGGGGGAGAGGGAAGGGGAGGGGGCGCUGUGGGAAUCCGCACCUUCCAGCCUGAAGGCCUCUCCAGGAUCUCCAGUGGGCUCAGAGCUAAACACCCACACCUCCAUCCGCUGGACCACUCAGACUUCCAGACCGGUUCCAGGCCUUCCCUCCCUCAGCUCCAUGUGUACCUCUCACAGACGGCUCUGUUCAAUGGUCAGUGACAGUCUCACGGGGACCCUACCACUCACUAUAAGGACGUCCACCCAGCCUGGGGAUCCCUCCACAGAGGGAAGCAAGCCAGUGUCCUCUAACAGUGAGUCUCUUCAGGAGAGUGGUGAGCCGCAGUACUGGACCCGUAGCAAGAUGGGAUGGCUCCUCAGGCAGAGGUGGACGCCAACAGUGAGGACUCAGGAGGAAGCGGAAGACUCAAGCGAAUGCUCAUUCCCGUGCAAUGUUUUGACAGACUCUUUUCUUUCCUCUCUCCCCCACCCUCCCCGCCCUUUUCUUCUUUUUGGGUUGAAACUUGCUGAGGAUUGAAUGAACUUAUCCAAAGAGAUCUUUCUUUAUGUGAAGUCAUUAAAUUUAAGUAACUUUUUUAAAAGACAGGGUCUCGUUAUGUAGCCUAGGCUGGCUUCAAAUUCACGAUCCUCCUGCCUCAGCCUCCAAAGUGCUGGGAUUACAAGUGUAUACCAAUGUCUGGCUCAAAAUAGCAUUUUUUUAAAAACUAGUUGGCCAGAUGAAAAGUAGUUUUACCAAAUCCAUGUUUUUUUUUGGUUUUGUUUUUUGUUUUUUCUGAGAGGCUGCAGCUCAGAUGGCCAAGAAGCCAGCUUGGAUGGUAACAGGAGGCACAUUGGAUCCCAGCAGCCUGAGUGUCUGAGGGACGGCAGCCUAGCCAUCCCGUGUUUAUCCUGUGACAGCAGCAGAAGGCAUAGAACUCAGUUCCAGAUGGUUCUGGAGAAGGGGAAAGGAUUCUAAAGGCAGAGUUGAGACGUCGAGAUUCAGGGAAUUGGCUGUGCCAUGCUGUUCUGCUGCGGUUAGAACUUAGCUGUUCUGCUGGGGGCUGUGGGCAGGCUUGCCCCCUGGGAGCACGCUCACGAACAGGUUCAUCCCCAAGAAAAACAGUGUCCCCCCCCCCCCCAACAGGCUUUCCAUUCACGCUGUAUUCCGCGCCUCCCCCCCUCCAGGAAUGAACCAAAGAUGCAUUUCCGGUUUUGUGACUGUGCCACCCCGUGUGUCUUUUUGUGGUACCUGGUGUUGUCUGAUCACGUCCAGAUGGUGCUUGAUGGAGGACUGUCUCUGUGUGCAUCCUGGGCCCUGGUACUUAGCAGAGGACCAUGCGUACCAUUGUCGGGAGGGAAGACUUGGCACAGGCUGGACCCCAGCUAGUUUAGGACAUGAGUUAUGGAACAGCCCAGAAUCUCCGGUCUUUGACUAUUUCAGAUGUGAUCCGAGACCAUAGCUGUAGCCACGAAGCCAGGUUCAUCCUUGGUCCAUGAUUCGAAAGUGGGCAAGUUUCUGUGAAAUCACAAAGCCGGCCUUUGCCAGUGAUGGAUGGGACUCAGCUUCAACCGACUCUCACUUACCCGUGGUGGCUUCCUUUGGCUUCUCGCAGCUCUGACUGGACAGGAAGAGAGCACACAUUUGGCUGACCCCGGAAGAAAGUCGCUCUAGGCUUGGCUGAAUUUGGAAAGCCUGGACUACUUACACCCUCCUCCCAUUAGGAGGAGGUCAGUCUUCCCUCCCAGCAGCUGAAGGUGCCCUUCAAUCAGCGUGGCUUCCGUUCAGCUUCCAGGACUUACCACUGAAAAUAGAACUCUUCAAGCAGAGAGACGAGGAGAAUCAUCCACAGACACUGUCUCUAGUUGACGUGAUAUGUUUGAGUUUCGAUGGGUGAAGAGUCCUUUUUAAAGAUAACUGCCCACUGCAGGCCUCUGGCCCUGCAAGGCUGGGAGGAUGUGUACCUGUGUGCUGUGCCCGUCCCCUUUCUCGUAGCCCCUUAUGUCUUUUUCUGGCUGUCUGCUUUGCUCACACGUCUGUGUGCCUGUGUUGGUGUUAGCUCAUGGAGAAAGGGUUUCCCAUUCUUCAAGCGCUUCAAGAACAGCGUCUGAUGUACAACGAGUUGCCUGCGUUGCCACUGGACACUUGGACUCUGAACUCAGGUUACCCACCUGAGUGCUCAGAGGGUAGUGGACCCAUUGGGAGGCACAGGAGAGCAGGAGGGGAGACAAGCUGUGUUUUGGGGUGCAGAUAAACACCUGACAGACAAGCCUAGGAAACCGAGUGAAAGAAGAAAUGUUAAAUUCUUUAUUGUUUUAUUAUAUUUAUAUGGAAAACUUGACUAUCCUUUCGUUAAGUGCAGAGUGUAUUGUCUGUUUGACCCAUGACUGUUCUUCAUGAAUGAGUCUUUGCCUGUGAUUCUAGUCGGCCUGUGGCUACUGACGGGAAGGACUGAUCUGUCAUCAUGUGAAGUCCAGGAAGAAGAGUCUAUUUUAUUCAUAUGGUUUGGUCAUAAGUAAGGACUAUAUUUAUGUCACCACUAUUGAAUAUGUGUACUUUUAUAACGGCUGUGGAAUACACUUUUUCCUCACUAUG
This is a messenger RNA of Apodemus sylvaticus (European woodmouse), 5747 nucleotides long. It is a transcript of the gene Hunk, whose product is annotated as hormonally up-regulated Neu-associated kinase. The record is from RefSeq and is a predicted model, not a curated record. Gene Ontology annotation, cellular component: cytoplasm. NCBI's taxonomy places the organism in Eukaryota, Metazoa, Chordata, Mammalia, Rodentia, Muridae. Gene Ontology annotation, molecular function: protein serine/threonine kinase activity; ATP binding. Gene Ontology annotation, biological process: protein phosphorylation; intracellular signal transduction. The transcript has 11 exons. The coding region runs from base 842 to 2986 and encodes 714 amino acids.